Molecule: messenger RNA, 1912 nt
Organism: Panicum virgatum (switchgrass)
Lineage: Eukaryota; Viridiplantae; Streptophyta; Magnoliopsida; Poales; Poaceae
Product: bZIP transcription factor 1-B-like
Exons: 14
Coding region: 217-1419 (400 amino acids)
Biological process (GO): regulation of DNA-templated transcription
Cellular component (GO): nucleus
Molecular function (GO): DNA-binding transcription factor activity; sequence-specific DNA binding
Source: RefSeq, a predicted model, not a curated record
ACCGUACCGCCAGGUGAUCCCGCGCGCCUCCCCUCCCCCCCAGCUCCACUCUCCCCUCCCGCGCCCAGAUCCCGAGGCCCCGCCCCCUCGAUCGCUCGCCCCCGCCGGCGGAUCCGGCUCCCGAUUCGCGGGGGGCCCGCGGCAGGUUUUUGCUUUAUGCUGGUUCAUGUGUCCACAGACAAUGGACUAAUUGCUGACCUGUCUCUGUGAUUCACCAUGGGAAGCAGUGGAGCUGAUACACCGUCUAAGACAAGCAAGGCGUCUGCCCCACAGGAACAACAGCCACCUGCUACCUCAGGUGCUGCAACACCGGCUGUUUACCCAGAUUGGUCCAGCUUCCAGGCAUAUCCUCCAAUCCCACCACAUGGGUUCUUCCCUUCACCUGUGGCAUCAAGUCCACAGGGUCAUCCUUACAUGUGGGGAGCUCAACCUAUGAUCCCACCAUAUGGAACACCGCCACCGCCAUAUGUCAUGUACCCUCCUGGAGUAUAUGCUCACCCGUCUAUGCCCCCGGGUGCACAUCCAUUCACUACUUAUGCUAUGACUUCUCCAAAUGGCUAUGCUGAUGCUACUGGAACUACUGCAGCAGCUGGUGAUACUGACAGGAAGCCCUCUGAAGGCAAAGACAAAAGUCCAACAAAAAGAUCCAAAGGUAGUUUAGGUAGCUUGAACAUGCUUACUGGGAAGAAUCCUACCGAACAUGGUAAGACCUCAGGAGCAUCAGCUAAUGGAGCCACUUCUCAAAGUGGGGAAAGCGGUAGUGAAAGUUCAAGUGAAGGGAGCGAAGGAAAUUCUCAGAAUGAUUCACAUCACAAGGAAAGUGGACAGGAACAGGAUGGAGAUGUUCGAAGUUCCCAGAAUGGUGCAUCACGCUCACCAUCUGAGGGAAAAUUGAACCAGACUAUGGCAAUCAUGCCAAUGCCAUCAAGUGGCCCAGUACCUGGUCCAACUACAAACCUCAAUAUAGGGAUGGAUUAUUGGGCCAACACAGCAAGCUCCGCUCCUGCAAUUCAUGGCAAAGUGACCCCGACAACAGUUACAGGUGCUGUGGUCCCAGCCGAGCAGUGGAUACAGGGGAGAUCUCGUAGUUCUUGGUCUGCUAUACGUUUCCUGGCAGCAGAGGAUGAACGCGAACUCAAAAGGCAAAGAAGGAAGCAGUCCAACAGGGAGUCGGCACGCAGAUCUAGGUUGCGUAAACAGGCUGAGUGUGAAGAGUUAGCUCAACAUGCUGAUGUUUUAAAGCAGGAAAAUGCUUCACUUAGAGAUGAAGUUAACCGUAUCAGAAAAGAGUACGAGGAGCUUCUAUCAAAGAAUAACUCACUAAAGGAAAAACUCGAAGGCAAACAGCACAAAACUGAUGAGGCAGGACUUAACAAGCUGCAACAUUCUGGCGAUGAUAGCCAGAAAAAGGGAAACUAAUUGAGCUCUUAUGCAAUGCUCGCAUGGCAUGGCCCUAACUAGAUUAUUGGGAGGCGCAAUUGUAGUAUGCGUAUUAACUCCUUUAUUGCAGUUAAUUGUUACCAGGUUGUGAUAAUGUUAAUGCCAACCUUGUGUGUGGGUGGUUCCUGUUUCAGAUCUAUCUUGGCUUAUCUUUUAGAAGUCAAGAUGUGACUGAAGACGUAGGUUGUGACCCAGUUCACUGUAUCUGUUAGAAAUAGUGGAUAAACUCAAAUUUACAAAUUUGUAUUGCUGACUAGUACUGUUAUGUAUACCUGGCAAAAGACUGGUUUCUUUUAGUUCAAUCAGGUUGAACUUUUUGCUGGGCUUUCACUUCUACCUAGUUUAUGUAUAAUGUUGCUUACAUCAGUUUGUUCCCAGUUAUUUGAUAUAAUAAUUGACAGAGGGAGGAAGAAUGUCCCAACCUCUAAACCAGUUAAUAUUUUGUGUGUUCAAGACCCUCUUUUUGCCUUUA